CGCUGCAUUCAUCGAUUUAACUUCCUCUUUAGAAUCAUGGCCGGCAACAAUAAGAAAUGGAGGCUUUUAUGGUCGGAGAGAACUUAUAAUUUACCCGAGGUUAUUGAGAAUUCUGGCAUCCCAGUGCUUGUGAAGGUAGAUGAAGCCAUAUAUGAGAUUAACGAUGAUCGAUUCACACCAGGGGAUUUACUGCAAAUACACUGUAAGAAGACUAUCACCAAAGUUGUAUGUCAUGUAUUGGAGUCAGGUGAUGGAAGUGGAACUCAACCACUAAACAAACAAAAACAGACAGGAACUUUAGCGGAUGAAGAUAUUAGCAUUCCUGUCGAGUACAAACGGCAACUGACCAUUUAUCGUCGUGAUGCAGGACACAAGGUCUACCAAACCGUCCCUCAGCUGGUAGAGGAACGGCCAAGGUUUGCACGUGUCAUCGACGCCUUCACGGACACAAAAGGGAACAUUAUCAGUGCUAAAUCUGACAUUGAACUCUGUCAGGUUGAGAAGGGAGGCGGGCUGUCGUGUGUCUGUGAUGGAUACACAUACAAACUUAGUCUCGAACAACCGAUAAAAUGCCUUCUGCUGUCGGACAAUACAAAGUACACUAUUCAAGAGUUGAUCGACACAUAUCCACUUCCUCAGACCGUGGAAUUCUGUAAAGCAGAAUCACCAAGCCAGCCUAGUACUGCUUACACAGGGGUGAAAGAUCCUUCCCUUGACGGCAAAUUUAUUGAGAUCAAAAGUGUAAUGGAACAGGAUGUUUACAUUGGUACCCUCAAUCCCUUUAUGCCAGCACAAGCGUCAACCAGCAAAAAGGGCAAACGAGGUUCAGAAAUUGUUGUUAUGCCUUUCGAUAGUGUUACCACUUCCCAGCUUGAGGUUAAAAUACCACAGCAGUCGGAUGAUCCCAACUAUGGGAUGAUAAUGGCCAAGACAUCUCCAAAGACAGAUGCUGCUCUAACUGUUAUCAAAGAAACUAUUGACACUGUGAAUUAUCCUAAAGUUUUGUUUAUUCCCAUGAAAAAACCAACACCCCCAGUGCCCUCUAGACCACAGAAACGCACACCUGGUAAUUCACAAGGAAGACCAACGGCACAGUCUAACAAUAAGGGACCAGAUGAUGAUGACGAUGAUAGUGAUUAUGAGCCCAUUGCUCCGCCACCGAAUCCGCCCAAGCCCGGUCCCAGCAAACUAAAGGCGCCAGUUCUACCAAAAACGAAGAAAAGCAGAAGCAAGUCUCUCCCAAGCAAGGAUGAGGUUAACGAUCCGUCUUUAUACUCUUCACAGCCACAAGGACUUAAAUAUGAAGAUGAAGAUGACCACCCAUACGAUGAAAUAACGGACGAGGAAAGGUCGUCAUUACGAGGUCGAAGACCCAAGUCUGAGUCCGAUUCAGUAGAAAGCACCUUAUCCAAAGUACCAUUGAUGGUAAGAGAGAGUUUAUUGAAAGUGCAAACUGAGUUCAGGAACUUUUGGAAGAACAAAAUCACCAAUUCAGUAAGCGAUGAUGACCAACCAUCGUCAGAGAAAAGGCCAGGGAAGGUGCAGAGGUCGCAAUCAAGUAGCUUUGAUAACAAGACUGCACAUGUGAAUUAUAAACAACACGUGAAACCGCCCGUGCAAGAUCCUGGACCAUCAGACGCUGAUGAACAAACUAAACAUGGAAUCGCGUCAAAGACCGGGAAAAAAAUUGCGGACAUUUGGAAGAAGAUGAAAAAACCUGACGUCAAAGAAAUGCAACCCCCAAAAUUUUCUACUCUAGAUACGAGUGAUCUUGCUGAUUAUCUACGCAGGUGCAAUCUAAACGCUAUGGCCGACUGUGUUGAAGAAGAACAACUGAAUGGAAGUUUUUUCCUCGAUACAACCGAUGAGGACCUUAAAAGCAUAUUCGGACUUAACCAAAUACAGAUUAUGAAAUUUAAGAAAAUGCGAGACGAAGGUUGGGAGCCGAAUAAGUAGCAAGCCGUUUAUUGUCACCAUUGAGUCAUUUGUUUUAAUAACUUUUUUUUAAAGAACGAUUUUUCAUCUUUGUAAAUAUAUACAUUAAUUUUAAGUCUUCCAAUACGUUGUGACUGUCUAAUUUUGUGACGUCCACCAUCCUCGAUACUCCAGGGGUCACGCUCACGUACGCUCUCUGCACCCCAGGAAUUUGUCAUAGGAAAAAGGCGCAAAGAUAACUUUUUGAUUAGUCUCAGGUAUUUUUUGACCGAUCGCAAGGCUAUCAGGGGCUACUCAAUCAACCCUAUAAGCUAACUAUAUACAAUACUACAAAAACAAAUGUGUACUGACGUGUAGCCUCUUAAGCAAAGAAAGAGGCCACAAGGAAAAA
Molecule: messenger RNA, 2326 nt
Organism: Mizuhopecten yessoensis (Yesso scallop)
Lineage: Eukaryota; Metazoa; Mollusca; Bivalvia; Pectinida; Pectinidae
Exons: 9
Coding region: 37-1956 (639 amino acids)
Source: RefSeq, a predicted model, not a curated record